AGUCCAGUCGGGUUGAUUUCGCACAGGUAAGAAAUGUAACGUUUUUGUCACUGGAAAACGCCAUAGAAUUGUAUAUAUAAGCUUUGUAUAGCUCUUUUUGAAAGAAGACUUCGUGGCACCCAGCCUCAUGGCGUUUUUUGCUAAGAAGGAAACGACACAUAGGCUUAUCUGUUUUACAGUUGCAGCGUCUACGGACGCAUAUCCUUGAUCUCAUACGUAAAUGGACCGACUGCUGAGUUUUUAUACUUCUUUAUUUAGAUCCUCACGUCUGUUGUGUUCAGCAGUAAGUUUACACGCUCCUGGGAGAAGUACACUGUUUUCAAAAGUUAGGAGUAGCGAGGAAGGAAAGAGAAAACAAGUCAUAGAAGUUUCAUGUGAUGUACAUGUAGCAAUGGACAGCACCCAAAUGAAAAGCGUCUCCCACAGCAAAACUUCUGAAGGAAGUGCCAGCCAGCACAGAUCUCACUCACCAAACAAUGAUUUCUCCGAAGAUGGUUACUCAGAAGACAAGGUGUGUUCCACAGGCACACUCCAAAAUAUAUUAUUUAAUAAUAUGUUCACACCACUUGUUCAAAUUCGCUACAUUUAGCCGGAGAAAAACAGCCAAAACGUCAUGAUACUACCACUGGUUUCCCCACAAAAUGACAUCUGAGAAACGAUCACAGAAAUUCCAUACUUAACUGCAUGAUAAUGCAUCACUGUCCAGACGUGGGCAGUGCUACUGAUUGGCUGAAGCAAAUUUCUCCGGCAGCAUGACCAAUCAGAAGAACUACUCAGAUCUUGGUGGUAACUCGUCAUUAAUACAGAAUUUCUGCAUUUGUUUCUCAGGGGGUGUUUACAUGACAUCGGGGUGACUUUCGCUUUGGAGCAAGUUCACUCCGGUUCCCUCUCAUGGCUCUAUAUUUGUUUACAUGAUACCACCACAAAAUGUCAUGCUGGCGCAAGUCACCCUGGCGUGAGUUCACCCCGGUUCUUGUACCAGGGUGAGAAUUUCACUCCAGUACGAAAUCUCGCAGCGGUAUCAUGUGAACGCAAAACGACCAACCGUUUCGGUGUGAAAUCGGUCUGCCGGUAGACUGGAACGGGUAGCGCAUGCGUGAUGGUUGUGAUUUUGAAUCACACGUCUAUUUAAUCAACAUGAAGUGUACCUUCAAAUAACGAGAUAUGAAAUGACCCAGUCAUCAUGUAAACGUGAUACGAAAUCAAAAAGUCAUCCCAGUUUGAGACUCGUGCCAGUGCAAGUUUUCUCUUGUAAACACCCCCUCAGACAUUAUUUCAGGGGGUAACCAUGGUGGCGUCAUGAAGUAUCAGCUCUCUUCUCCGGCAAAAUGACAAAACUGAAAACUUGCUACAGUGCAUGUAAAAUGGCACAUAUCAACAGCUACUGUCAUGUAUGGAGACAAAAAUACAACAACAGUAACACUUCAAUUCCUUGGAUCUAGCCUGCAAACACGUACUUGUAUUUCAGGUUGUUGCUUCUUUCAGGUUUUGGGUGGAGAGAAGCGACGACCGGAAAUACAUCUGCAUUCGCAGGCUAUCGAUCUGGCUCAUUGAAUUUAUUAAUUUCAUUCUGUAAUUUCUUUAGCUUCCAGACCCUUUUCUUUUUCUCAUAUAACUGUGAGGAUGUUAUCAAUUAUGUUGUGUUACCUGUGUUACAUGUAGACUGAUAUAUAGUGUAUUAUGUCUGAUACUUAUCAGGGUGACCCAAGUUCCCAUGGUGACCUACGACUAUUUGAAGGCGAGAAAAUUCAAGCAAGUGGUAAGUGAUAGUAGAGCUGUUAUUGUUUUUGUUAUGUUAUACACUGUCAAGUAACAUAAAUUUUUGCAGAGGAGUUUGUCAUUUUAUUAUUUACAUGUACAGCAUACACUGUACAUGUAAUGAUAUUAUUCGUUCACUAAUGGGGUGGAAACACCAAAAAAAAUACAACAAUGACAACAACACGGAAAUGGGUUAACGCAGUAAUCGUGCAUUUUUAGGCAAACAAAAUGGAAAAAAUGCAUCAGGAAAAUUGUAAUGUGUCCCAGGACUUACUCUGAAUCUUGAAUAGAUUUUGUUGUUUGAGUGACACGUAAAAAAUUUUUGAACAAAGCAAAUUCACAUCGUGGCUGCCGUUUUGGAUUUAACUACACAAACGGGACUGGAGACAAUUAACAAAUCCGGGAAACUUGAAUUAGCUCCUGCCGUGUUUGUUUGUUGUUUGAUCGAUUGUGCUGGUUGAGUGCCCACUUACAUGUACAUGUACCUGUAAUAUGGCAAUGAACCAUGAAAAGGGAGGAAGACAAAUGGCUGAAAGAGUUUGGUUGGCUGCAAACAAGAGGCUCGGGUGAUGAUUUAUUGAUGAUUUGUAAGGAUUGCACAGAAGCUGGAAAGAGGAACGCAUUCACGAGUGAAUGCAAAAAUUUCCAAAGAUCGGCGCUUGUGACUCCUUAUGCUUGACAUCGACUAUUCUAUUCUGUUUAUCUCAUUCUGUCAAAAAUUAAUCACACAUUGGUCAAAAGUUGGGUUGUCAAUACUUUAAUGUAAUGAUAAGGUUGGGUAAAUACAAUUAAGAAUAGUUACAUUGUAUUGUCUAAAGUUAAUGUUUUCAAACAAAAAAAAAGACAAUAAAGCUUAGUUAACAGUAUGAAACUAAUUUGCCAGUCACUCUUUCUCAUAACAACAACAAUUUAAAGAAUUUCUUAGGGAAGGGUCACCAAGAUUUUGGGACCCACCCAAAAUGCUUGGGACCCACCCAAAAUGCUUGGGACCCCAAUUUUACCGGACAUGUGGGUCCGAGGACCCAGAUUGAAAAAUCCUAGUGCCAUCCCUGACAACAGCUAAUACCAACUAAGCAUUAAUUUUAAAGAUCUUCUUUUCUAUUAAUUUUUAUGGUUUCAGUGUGCAAAGAAAGCUAUACAAUAAUAUGUAGGAAUAGUUCAGGCUAUUGGAUUUUGUUUCCAAGCUUGUGAAUUCUGUUUUUAACUUGUCUGACAGGGUGAGUGAAGUUUUUUGGGGAUUUCAAAUAACAGAAGAAUUGUAGUCAAUCCUGCUCAUCAAAAAUUUUUUCAGGCUAGUUAAAAUGAUUCUUGGUCUAGUACAUGCUACAUGGCUAAAUGGCAAGCUGUAAAACUGACUUUCUUUGUACCCUGUUUAGUGUGAUAUUUAAUGAUUGACUGAUCAAUGAUUGACUGAUUAGUCCAGGGAUGUCGCUAAGAGCCGGCUGCCGGCUAAUUUCUCCAACUGAAAGAUGUGUGAGAAUUUUAGAGGUGCAGAUGAGUAAAACAGCCAGCUUGAAUAACAAAAAAGCCUGCUUGUCAUUUUCUUAGCUACAUCCCCGUUAGUCACACAACUACAAUGUGCCUCUUAGCAUGAGAAGUUAAUUAUUUGCUCUUGACUUUCUGCUCAUUGAUUCUCAGCAAAAGAAGUCACGUUUCUCUGUCCGUUCAGUGGGGCCGUGCGUGGUCUCCUUCAAAUUACAAACUACAGACUGCACUUCAAGGCUGAUGAGGUAAGGUUUAUUUGAAUACAUGUAAUACGAAUAAUAAUAAUAAUAAUACGUGUGCAGUAUAUAAGUGUAUACAGUCUGUAGGUGUGCUUUUUAAGUGUGUAGCUGUACCUUUGUUGAUCAGGAUUGAACUGUUGUUACCUAAGUUCUUGAUGAAAGGCUAAUGUGCACAGCAGCUGAGCUUUAUGGCAUGCAUACUUUGUAACACCUGCACUAGUACUACAGUGCAUAUACAGUGUAUUUAGGUUGUGGCAUUAUAGCGCUAGCAAAGAAUAUAUUAUUUUUAUAGUAUAUAGGAAGUAUUAAAUUCAUUAAUUAAUAUAUAUGGUACAGGUUAAAAUUAGAUUCAGGUCAAAAUAAUAUUUUUUAACCUAGGUUAAUUCAAACUUUCCUUUGUCUCCUAGCCCUAAUUAUUCAUGAAAGAGGGACAGGCAACAAAGGAAAUUGAGAUUUGAAUCAACCUAGAAUCAACCACGUGUAAAGAGAACUGUUUUGUUUUUGAAGUAAAAGCAGUGUUGAACAUUGAAUACUCUGGAAAUGAUAUUCAUGCAUUGGCCAUGACCUUUCUUACUUAUUUCAAAUUUGCAAUAAUUACAUGUAUUUAAUUUUAGGACCCACCGUUCACAGUAGAAGUGCCUCUUUGUACUAUUUAUCGUGUAGAAAAGAUUGGUGGAACAACAAGCCGAGGGGAAAAUGCUUAUGGCCUAGAGCUGUUUUGUAAGGUACAUGUUCACAGGGACCAUCCUAACGAAUAAAUGUUGCAAUUUUUACCUGCAAUACAAAAGUUACCGAAUAAUAAUGUAGACUGAGCUGUUCCUUUUUUUAGGUGUUGGUAAUGUAUGAAGGAAAAAGCCAAAGAUAAAGAAUAUAAUAAUUAUUGAACCACAUCAAAGGCAACUCUCUCAGGAAUUUUUUUUUGUUCAAUAAGAUAUAAAAAUACUGAUCAACAUGUUGAUUGGUCUUAACUGUACCAGUAAUCAAAAAUCAAUAUGGCAGGUGUUGUUACUUCUGAUUUGACUAAAAAGUGCAUGUACCGUGUAUGGAGAUCAAUAAGACUUAACCCAUUCGCCCCUGAAAAUUUUGGCGAAAAACGUGUUUUGAAGCUAGUUGAGCAGUUUUCUGGUCACUGUUAUACUAUAAGAGCUAAAUCUUACCACAAAGCCGUUUACGGGUUGUAGACUUUGCUGCCUCCUGAUCCAGAUGCAAAAUAAUACACCACUGUAGCUUGCGAAGUUCGGGAAUGCGUUGAUGGCAAAAUUUCCGAGAUCAGUCUUGACUUUCUACUUUUCACUUUCUCUCCUUCCCUCUUGUUUUGCUUUUCUUGACUUGUGUUGUUUCUUUUGCUGGGGAUUUACAUGUAGUAGACUUCAAUAUGGUGGGAAAUGUUUUUGAGAAAGCUUAGGAAACAUUUCUGACGUAAUUUUCCUGUUCAUUUAUCAUUUUGCUUUCAGGACAUGAGAAAUCUACGUUUUGCCCACAAACAAGAGAAUCACUCCAGACGAAUAGUGUAUGACAAGCUUAUGGUAAUGAAUACAUUUACUAAUGAAUGCAGAUUAUUGUUUUUAAAUGCUUAUCCUUAUAGAUUAUUUUUUUUGUGAUUAAGGAUGGAAGUAAUAUUAUUUAUAAGCAGUACAUGUAUGUACAUGCUACAGUACUUUCUUUGCUUUGUCCAACUUACUUUGUAGACAUCACUAGGUUACUGGUACAAAGAAUGGAUCAAAGCCAAAGUCAAGUGCACAUUAUACAUGUGUACUCUGAAACUCCCUACAAAAUACAAAACCUUUAUCAUUACUUUGUUACAUUAUGUAACUUUAGCGAUUGUAACGAAAAUAUUUUUUAAAGAAUGAAUUACCAUAAGAGCAUUAUUUAUUACAAAACAAAAAAGGAGGCUUAUAAAUUCCUUCGUCAAGGUAAAUGGGAGAAUUAAAACCUUUUUUGGAGUAGCCUCUUCCAUGCUCUAAGAUGGUAGGGAUAAUGUCGUGGAAACUAGCAAGAUCAACCCAAAAUGUUUAAGUUUAUGCUUUGCAAAAUUAGUUGGUCUCAUGCAGGACCAGUUGAUAUCUUCUGCCAAAACUUGCCGCUUCACUGAUUCUUUUGUGAUUCUUUUGUGACGAGAAUCAUGUAGCACACGAUUGUUCAAUCCUGUCACGCAGGAAAAGAGACGCCACUGGUUUUUCUCUUUGUCCUCAGUCCUUCUCCAAGUAGUUGUGGUCUUUCUCUCACCGUCCGACCGACACCCUCUGUCCUAAGUACAAUGCAUGUGUCCUAGCCUGGCCUCACUUAUCCCUAGCACUUCAGUCCCAUACUCUUUCAUCUCCAUAGCUACAUGUACUUGCCCUACCCUCGUUGCCUCUGCCAUGGUCCUCACAUUCCAGUAACUGAUGAUUGGGCCUAUUGGCCUUUGGGUGUCCCGCCGGCUUUGUCCAAAGAGCGUCAUUACAGCCCCAGCAGUGACACCCCCUGUUAGUAUUUCUAUGCCCCCCCCCCCCCCCCCCAACCUGGAGGACCAGGAGGUCACUCUUUGUUUGGUCUCUACCCUUUGACCUUUUCAGCGUGGGUGGCCCUGCCAGGAGUACAAGACUCCAGUCGGCAUACAUGUAGCUCUGGGGGUCAUUGAGACUAGUAAAUUGCCCCACCAUGAUAAGGUGGUGACCUCAUUCGGAGCAGACUCUGGAGUGGUACUCGUACGUAGAGUACAACUGUAAUUGCAUGCUCUGAAAAAAGAUCCUCAAAAUUAAAUUUCUUUCUUGUACAAUGCAAUGACAUUCCAGAAAUAUUUAUCUAGUGUUCAUGGUCUUCUGAGUUUCACAACAGUAAUUAGGUUAUUGUUAAAAUUAUGAGUAAUAAUUUAUAAUUAUUUUAUUUCAUUGAAAAGUGAACUGUGGCAUCAAUCAUUAUUUUAAGAAAUUUGACAAUGCUUAUUUCUAGUUAACAUGACAUGUUUCUGGCAGGUUUUUUUCUCUUCUGGCUUCACCAGUUUAAAAAUAAAAUAAUGGCUUUCUCAAGCAUGAAAAAUAAAAUGGGAUAAUAAUAUUUCAACUGCUAAAGGCAGGACAAUUGUGGAAACAUUUGUUAUCUUGCAUUGAAGUUUACUGUAUAAAUAACAAAGAUGUUGUCAGUUCCCUUAGAAUAAUCUUACUCUUUCUGCUUGCAAGCCCAUUAUUUGAUUUACAUGUAUCAUUAAUUAUCAUGUUUUUGUUUUGUUUAGGUGUAUGCUUUUCCUGCUACAAAUUCAAGGGUAAGCAGGGUUUUUUUGGUUUUUGUUAUGAUGACAUCAUAACAAAAACCAUGUACAUUUACUUGGUUUUAAUGCAACCUUUAGUACAACUGGCAUGCAAAAGCAUUGCAUGACCCUAGCUUGCCAAAAAAUAAUUAUAUUACAUCAGUAGAGAUAGAAAUGAUGUGGUGCUCGUUGGAAUAUUGGGUGCCUUCCAGUUACCAAGCAAAUUUGGGUUGGGAUGUCAAUGGAACAUGUUCCAUACAUUCAGCUGGAAAAUUCCCAGGCUUACAGCUGCAAUUGGAAGUUUGAAAAUGUAUAGCCCUGUUUUCCCAUUGGAAACUAUUCUGGUGGAAAUGCAUGUUCCAUCUACAAGUUUCACAAGGAUUCACCAGUCUCAGGCUGUACAUGGUGAUAUGGGAGCCACCAUCUCCGAUUUUAGCAAGAGCUGGGAAUGAAUGGAACUUGUUUUAAUGGAACUAUAUUCUUCACCUAAUGGGCCUUUCCAUCAAAGUUUCUGAAAGUAUUUGGUAAAUGGAAAAUGCCUACUUUACAUAAAAAACUAGUCAAUGUUAUUCUGCUUUUCAUUCUACCUGAUGUCUUGGACAAUAAUAUUACAAUAAUAACUGAUAAUGAAUUGUCUACAUAGAUACACUGAGAUGCCAAGUAGAGCUUCAUGUAUUGAACUUUUUUUACAUCAGAACCAGCUUUAUUUGUGCCUAUAUUUUUAUUAACUUUUUCUGAUUCUAAUUUACACUCAAGCAAGGUCAAACGUACCCCUCAAUAAUUCAUUAAUGAAUUUAUUAUUUGAAAAAUAUAUCCAUCCGUAGUUGUUGAUUUCAGGUUCAUCUCUGCAUUCCUGCAUGUGUGAUAAGCAAUGAAUUCACAUGUGAGGUAGUUACGAAUUAAUUUCUACCAGCUCAGUUUUCUUGAAUUUGAUGUACUGUAAAUGUCUCCAAAGCAGUCUUGUCCACUCAAAGAUAUUUCAAUCUGACCAAAAACAGAGAAGUUAUCGUUAAAAAAUUCACUGCUCGUUAUGCCUGUAGUAAUGCAGAUUUGAAUCUGAAUUUGGCAGCAACUAACAAUAAAACAAUUUCAACUUCUGAAUAACAAAUUCAUUAGUGGAAUCUUAAAGAGUAUGCUUGACCUAUCUUGACUUUAAACUGAUAACUUUGUACAGGUGUGGUGUACAAAGAAACCAAGGUAGAAACUACAUGACAGUGGGUAUUCUCAAUUGUGUUUUCCAGCCUUUCUUUGCUUACACUUACAAAGAGAGAUUUGAAGUCAAUGGUUGGGACAUCUAUGAUCCAGAAAAGGAAUUUCAAAGACAGGUAUAGUGUACAUGUACAGUGUAUAAAAGAUGACUGGUAACAGAAAAUAUGCGAUAAAUAUGGGUAAACUGUGACAACUGUUGUGGCCUAAAAACAGUGUCAUAAGGCAGAUAAAAUGGUAACAUCACAAAUUUAAAGUUACAGUGUAGUUUGAAACUGCAACAGUGAAGAAGACAACCCCAGUUACAAUAGUGAAAUAUCAACCUGGACAUCGCGUCCUCUCUUUUUUUUUUCAUUUCAUUCAUUUAUUUUUGCCAUUUACCACAUACAAAUACAACAACAAUAUACAGAAAUUUUUAAUAAUUUAUAUUAAAGAUAAUAUACACUAUUCUAACUAAAUUAUUCCCAAAAUUAAAUGUUUAAAACGGUAUUGACAAGGAAACCUAUAUAGAGGCUGGGGCCUUAUAAACUACAGGCUUCCAGGAACUAUAGGAUAAAUCGUGUAAGUUACAUGUAAGGGUACUGAAAGAGAAUUUGGAUCGAUUUUCCAAAAAUUAAGAAAAGAAAAGAGAAAAAAGAAAAAAGAAAAGGUGUGUAGCUCAACAAGUAGAGCUACACACAAAUAAUAAAUAUAAUAACUUUGUUGCCUUGAAGAGAUAAUGAUUAAAACUGUUUUUUAAGCAAAAUUUCAUCUUUUGUGUGAGCACAGCAAAACACUGUCCAACGCAAACUUUUUGUUCGUUUGUGUUUUAGACUAUAAACGUAUACAUGUUCCUGAUAAACCAAGAAAGGUGUUUCAAAAAAACUGAACAGUAAAAUUUUCAAAUGUUAUAACAAUAUUUAUAUUAUAGUGGGUUGCUUGAGCUGCACAAAUUCUUUCUUAGCAAAUUAAAUGUAAAUGUUUUUUCUCUUACAUGUAUAAUGUCUGUCAGUGUUGUAUUAAGGAACAUAUAUGUAGAUAUAUGUAGAUAUUUUUUUUCCCAGAAUGUUCCCAAUGAGUGUUGGCAGAUCACAAGAAUCAACGAGAAAUUUGACUUCUGUGAAACAUAUCCUGCUCUGGUAUGUUUCUCCAUUCUUUUUCAUACUGUUUUGAGCUCUUAUGUGUACAGCUGUGAGUCCAGUCCAUAGGAGGCUGAGACCAGGCCCUGAGGUGAAGGGAAAAUGCAAAAAACGGAGUCAUACGGCAUAGAAAAAAAUUGGAGGACCGAGCGUAGACUGAGGAGAAGGAAAGGGCGGCUUUUCGCUCCCCAAACUAUCGCUGGAUGAUUUUUUCUGCCUUUUCCCCCAACUGCAUAGCCUGGUAAUAGACUGCAUUUUUUUUUUUUUUACACGAAUCGACCUUCUGUCUGCACGAAACCAGUGAAUCCACUCACCUAAACGUCUCUCCAGAUUGGUUUAUUUAAGGUCCUAGAAUAAACCCGGUUUACUGGUUUUUUUUGAAAGUCUCCUAUUAGAGGAAAUAAUGUCUAUGUACCGUUAUACAGUGUAUCCAUACUGUACAUGUUUUUUCUGUUUGAAAUUUCGGUAUUACGUUUGUGUUUUACAUGUAGCUUGUAGUGCCGGCAUCUGUUACAGAUGAGGAUUUGAGAAAAGUAGCAGUGUUCCGCAGCAGAGAAAGAAUUCCAGUGAGUUAUGUUUAUCUUUUGCAGCUCAAGCUGGACUUAUUGGCGUGUUAAAUGCUAAUAAGAAGGAGCUUAAGCAACGAGGGUGAAGGCGGUGGCGAAAACGUCUCUUAAAGAGCAUAUUCGCACUAUUUCAAAGUUUAUCGCUCUUAUUUAAAUUGCUUUUCUGCAGUUCUCGUCGCCGUUCUUGUUGUAGUUGCUUAAGCUCCCGAGUUUCUCGUUCUUAAAUUAGAAGUCCGGUUUAAACUGAGAAAUAUAAACCCUUUAAAAAGCCGUUCACUCCCAGAGUGAAUGGAGUCGUGUGAGAUGGUUCUAACUUUAGCGUCUGUGGAUGAAAUCCUGUGAUGUUUCCAUUCAAAUGAAACCUCUUCAGCAGUACUUUCACUUGGUACUAUUUAUUUAGUAUGUAGUUCUAAUUUUUGAGUCUGUGUAUAAAAUCCUAUGGUGUUGCCAUUCAAAUGAAACCUCUUCAGCAGUGCUUUCACUUGGUACUAUUUAUUUAGUUUGUAGUUCUAACUUUUAAGUCUGUGUAUGAAAUCCUAUGGUGUUGUCUUCCAAAUGAAAUUUCUUGAGCAUUGUUUCCACUUUUUUGUUUCCUUUUUUUUCCAUAUUAAUUUUACAAAUUGAAGUUUGAAAAUUUUGUCGAGCUUUGACUUUCGCCUCUUCUGGGAGUAGAAGUGUUAACCCUACUAACCUUAAUUGACCAGCAUCCAUUAUCUUCCUUUAAUUCCUGUAAUAACACUGAGUACACACUGUAAGCGCUGAAAACGAGGGCAUAAAGCCGUAAGAAUCGAGGUACAUCAAUUUAUGUAUAUGAUCACUCAGGCCGAUUGGCAGACGGUCACUAAAAGUUCGUCAGGUCUGAGUUGCUAAACUGCCAACUCUAAAACCGUGUUCAUGUGAUAGGUUAAGGGGAUGUUCACACUUAGUGCCCGGGAACCAGUGCCUAGGUACCGGCACAAAAUGUCGUUAUGUUCACACCUUGAAUACCUGAAAAAAAAAACGGUGUACCCACAGGGACCUGCUGCCCACUUCUGUGCCUGAGUAGAAGGACUCGACCUUGUACUUGGGCACCGCGCCCGAAUUCUGGCUUGGGUCUUUGAAAAAAGGGUGUGUUCACAUUAAUGUCAAGCGAGUACCGAACUCGGGCACUGUUGCCGGACACAAAGUAUGAACGCUGCCUAAGAGCUUCAAACAAGUCCAGGCAACUCCAAGGGAAUUUUCAGUGAAGCAAGCGCUGUCAUUGGUUUUCAAGUAGUGAUAAAUGUUGGGGACACUGUGCCUUUCCUUGCUACAGAAUAAAGUUUAAUAGAAGCUGGGUCGCGUGGCACCUCACACGUUGUUUUCUUUUUUUAUCACUUUCUAGGUUCUCUCAUGGCUUCACCCAAAGAACUCAGCCUCUAUCACUCGUGCCAGUCAGCCCAAUGCUGGACUUGUAGGAAAAACUAGAAAUAAGGAUGAUGAACGAUAUUUCCAGGUCUGCUGUUUUAACCUUAUUGCCAACAGUUUUAAAUCUUUAUCGGUCUUAGGAUAGUUUACCCUUAAGUAUGGUCAAUUUACACGGACGGUUUCGUCGCGAACCAAGAGCGACCAUUCUAAAGCGAUCUGUCGGCAGUUUUGUGUUUUAUCAAAAUUAUAGUUUUCGAAUGUUAUCAUAUAAUGUAAAAUGAACGGUUUUCGGUCAAGUCACCCGAAAGUCAUCUUACUCGAAGUUAUGUCGCCGGAAAUUUUAUCAUGCUCAACGACAUCCUAACAUCCCUGUUUCACAUUUAUCGCGCUUCUUUCGUCUCAUCAAGGCUUAAAGUACGAGUUAUAUUACACAUUUAUCCCGCUUGUUUCAUCUUAUUGUCAAUGUGGCUCAAAGAAUGAGAUAUAUUACUGACACAUGCUUGAUGCUUUAUCUAACUCUAUUUCUUUGCGUAUUAAACCUGGUAAAAUUUCUGGGGACAUAACAGUCUGGUUUCGAGCGACAUACGGUAGGCCGAGAAAACUUCGGAGUCACUUGAACAAACUUUGUUGUUUUCUCAUAAGCGACAUUUCGUCUUCCUCUAAGUUAUCCAUCGUAGAAUAAGCGAAGAGUAAAUCUCUCAGACGAAGGGCUGGCGCUCCAAACGUCAGCUUCUUUGAUCGGCCUAACUUGUGGAGAUAAUCGAAGGCGCUUUGAGACACGUGCAUUGAGGCGGAUCUCACCUAUAGUAAAGAAUAACCCGGAGUGAACAACUCUCUCUCUCAUGUUACAGCGCUUUCACGAACCACUUGUCCUGCGAAAAUGGAAGCUCCGCUCUGUCUAUGACAGCAUUCCAAAUAUCAAGUAUUAAGGAAAGCUGAAGGUCAAUACAAGGUCGAAAAUAUCAUUUUCUAGUUUGUGGGUUUUGCUAAUUGCGAAAAUGGAAGCUCCGCUCUGUCUGAAGGUCAAUACAAGGUCGAAAAUAUCAUUUUCUAGUUUGUGGGUUUUGCUAAUUGCGAAAAUGGAAGCUCCGCUCCGUCUAUGACAGCAUUCCAAAUAUCAAGUAUUAAGGAAAGCUGAAGGUCAAUACAAGGUCGAAAAUAUCAUUUUCAAGUUUGUGGGUUUUGCUAAUUGUUUUGUAGGACUUGAGGAUAUCUAAAUUCGCGCCAAAAUCGCUCUAAAAAUAGACUGGUCGGUGAAAACGCUGUGGCAAGAGUACGUGGAAGUUGCUUGUUUCUGAUUAUGGGCUCCUGACGAAGUUCUUUUUGUUGUACAGUUAUUGUCUCAAGUGGCCCUUACUGUUUAUGUUGUCCAUCUUUGUAGGCCAUUUUGGAUGCCAAUGCAAGAGGUCAUAAGUUGUUGAUCAUGGAUGCGAGACCUAAAAUUAAUGCUCUGGCAAAUCAGGUAAAAAAAAUUAACUUUUGGCAAUAAAAUCUGUUGAUCUUGCGUGUUGUAGAUGACCAUGUGCUGGUUAAGAAGUGAUGGGUGGGACUGAGUACAUUGAGCUGGGUUGACUCACUUUGCCGAGAUGUCUUUCAUCUUGGUAUAACUUGAAGCGCGCCAGCCCGGAGUCGCCAUGUAGAUAGAUAGAUUGAAAGCAGUGCGUAUGAGCCGUGUUAUUCGCUGUCCUCUUGAUGGUUCCGCCCGAUGAGCGCGAUUACUCUGGAAAUUUCCGGCCCUAAAGGCACUAAGUGGGCUUGCUCGUUUUUUAUGUACUUACGUAGUUGGUCUUUGUUCCGUUAAAAUUGCUGGUUUACACGUGACGUCAUGGCGGCCCUGUUGGUGGACAAGAACAAAAGCAUUUCUCUCCUCUGGGAACUAAACUCUAUUUUCAUGUAAAUUCUUCGAGAAAAAAUUCUAUUGUAUUGACUUUCAACAUGGCCGGCUUGUCACGUGGUUGCAAAAACCAAGAAGCCAUUGAUAUGAAAGCGAUUUUAUAUUCUCAUGCAAGUAAAACGCAUUUUCACAAGAAAGUUUUUGUACUUAGCCUCGUUUUAAAAGGGAGAGUUUUUGGAACCCGGAAGUAGCCAGUUAACUAGCCGAAUUUUCGGCAAAGCGAGCCAGCCGGACAAACCAGGUCCCUAUGGGACCGGCCGGCACUAAGUUCGUCCCGGAGAGAUGUCCCUCUCAUAGAGAGUAAAAACAAAAGGACUCUAGAAAGGUAGGUGCCAACUCCAGAUGUCCGUUUUAGGCCGAUUUCCAUUGCGAGAGAGUUGACUCAAGAAGGCAGGUCAAAAGGAGGUCUAAAAAGUUGGGAAAUUUUUAUUUUUAUUUUGACAACAUUUUGACCCGGCCAACCGUCGAACUUUUCAUGAGACGAAACAAAUGUAGUGUUAAGUUCAUGAAAAGUUCAACGACUGGAUUAGUUUUAACUUAAAAGUUCGUCCGAAUGUGGUUGGGUCGUUCAACACGUUCUAUCCGUCUGAAGCAGACGGAUAGAACGUGUGAAGAUCGUCUGCGGGACCAACGUCGAUCUUCACAUGCGACGAACUAAACUAUUAAAUGAAAAAUUUGUGUGAUAAUGUAUACCGUAUGGCACAAAAUUUUUGCGGGAGUUUAUUUUUGCGGAUUGGCGAUUUUUUGUCCUUUGCGGGAACUAAUUUUUGCGAUUAGGACAGUUUUUCUUGCAGGGAAUUAAUUUUUGCGAUUUUCAGAAAGCACCCAGUACUCAGUAUUGAUAAUCUUUCGGUUUUUGUUAAGUACGUGCAAUAGAAAUACAUAUUUUCAAACAAUACUACGGUACGCAUACCCUAUGUAAAACUAGUAAUUUAUCGUAUGGAUGAAAGAGGCAAGUUGCAAUUGAACAGACACGAUUUCCUAGUACUGUAAAUUACUCAGCGAAUUUAAGGUACAGAAUGUUUACUCUGGAUUGAAUUUUGCGGGGAAAAUGUUUAAAGUUCGGGAGAAUUUAUUACUGAUCUGAUUCAGUUGAUUGGUUCGACGCAUCCUAAGUUCGACGUGUGACCCAACAGACGAUCUUAACUUAAUUUAGGUCGACCCAAAUUUGAGUUUGGCUCAGGCCUUAUAUGUUUUAGUAAAAGCAGACAUGAUGAGCAGCCAGUCAGUAGAACAUGAUUAUUUUGAUUUUGUUUUUACUGUUAGGCUUUAAAAGGAGGAGGCUACGAAAUGCAGGAGAAUUAUCAAAACACAGAGCUUGUUUUCUUAGACAUUGCAAAUAUUCACGUCAUGAGAGAAAGGUAUGUGUAGCCAGAGGCCGCCAUUGAAAUCAGUUUACUUUUGUGUCUGUGGGUGAAAGUUUACUGAAACCAUUCAAAUAAAAAGCACUGAAGCAGUUCGUUCCUGCGGUUCUAUAAGGUGUAACCAAUAAAAAUAUGUAUGUGGUGCUUUUCCCUGAGCUUGUCUACGGAAGGUUACUUUAAAAUUAAGGUACAGCAUAAAACGGGCGACAAAAACGCGCAACUUGUUUUGCAACUUUGCUCCAAACGAGUUGAAUAGCGAUUUUGCGCGUUUUACCACCCAGUAAUAAAAACCUUGCAACCUUAUUUGUUGCAAGACAGGAUCGAUCGUGGGUGAUAAAACGCGCAACAUCGCUGUUCACCUCGUUUUGCUGCAAAGUCGCAAAACAAGUUGCACGUUUUUGCUGCCCGUUUUAUAGUAGCUUUACAGGUCUCAGUGGGAAGCGCUUUCUAUCGGGUACUAGAUCACUAACCAGCGGGUAAGUGUUAUAUUAGGGAAAAAAAUGCGAGAUCCACUGGAUACAGAUUAUCUUCUUUUUGAAAGACUCUCGCCGCUAUGUGAACGGAACCAAUUCACUCUAACUAGUGUCCAACAGAUCCUUGUAGGUGAAGGCACGUGCAUUUAUGCAAACGUGAGUCCGAUGACAUGCGUGGUAUGAUCUAGAGGCGUGAUGGCCAAUGGUCUUGUAGUACCUUGGGCUUGCCACAAUGUUGUUUUAUUAAAUUAUUUUUGACUUUAUGCAGAAGCAUUCUGCUUUACGUUAUUGGUCGUCUUACUGCUGGGGGGGGAGCCGAUUGACCAGAAUUCCGGCCACUGAGAAAUACUAGCAACUGAUGUGUCAAAACUUUGUUAGCCCCCUGUUGCUGUACUGUAACCCGUGCGUUGGCCGUCCGCGAAAUAUUUUCAUCUUUUGUUCGAACUGGAAUGCAACUCUGUGACAAUCUCUUCCGCGGGGUUUUUAGAGAGUAUAAAAGUAGACUGAUUUGUUCCUGGCGAUCUCCAGGUAUCUUAUACUUACUUUUAUCGCCGGCUUUGUCUUCUCUUUAUAUUUUAGCCUGCGUAAACUGAAGGAUAUUUGCUUUCCAACAAUUGAUGAUGUUCGCUGGCUGACAAAUCUGGAAGGAACUCAUUGGCUUGAACACAUCAAGGUAUUAAAUCGUGCCUCGAGAUACCAAGAAUAACCUUUGAGGAUUUGUUUGCUUUUUGUUUCGUCUUACAUUUUUUGCGGUAAAUUAUAACUUGCAUGCCUUAAGUAGGGUUCAUACAGAGUCUUGAAUUCUUGAAAAAGUCUUGAAAUUUGCCCUGCAAUUUUCCAGACCUGGAAAAAGCCUAGAAAAUGGAGAUAUAGUCUGGAAAAAAUGGUUAAAAGUCUUGAGUUUCUUUUUCAAAGCUACAACAAGUAAUAAUUUUUUCGUUUUGGUCAAAUCUUAUUCAAUCUCGCCGGUUUGUUUGCAGCACAUCAUGAAAAAAAGCUUUGUUCCUGCUUUUCUUAUAAGGUCUCUAUUGAUCACCUAUUUGAUAACCUCGAGUCUGGAAAACGAAAUAAUUGUUUUUGAAAAAAGUCUGGAAAAAGUCUUGAAUUUUAGAUCCAAAAGUCUGUACGAACCCAGCUUAAAUGCUUUUCUUCUUCUUGGAGCGGUGAUAUUAAAAAAUGUCGUAACAACCACGUAAGGAAUUUCAUGUGGUUCUUUUUUAUCGCGGCAUAUAUUGAGCAUUUCAGUCAUGCGGUUCUUACAUACAAUACUAAUUUUCAGGUCAUUCUCGCUGGUGCGGUUAAGAUAGCUGAUGCCGUGGACAGAUGUCGAACCUCUGUAGUUGUACAUUGUAGCGAUGGAUGGGAUAGAACAUCACAGGUAAGCAUACAUGCUUCAAUCUUGUACAGUGACUUGUAUGAAAUUGCCACCUCAAGUCUCAAGUGUGUCAUAGGGGCAGAAUGCGGGACGGUUUUCUUUUCACUGAACAGAUAAAAACGACAUACAAACAGUUUUAAAUUUGGUAAGAGUACCCGAUAACUUCGAAACGGGCGAGACGCAUUCCCUCGUUUUUCACCAGGAGCGGCGAGUUAUAAGGUGUCCUUACCGUGAUAAAAGUGAAUUAUUAUACCAAUAACCGCCUAUUUUUGCUUUUUAUGCAUGUAUAUAUUUUUUCUUUUGUCUCUUCAGCUCACUGCACUGGCAAUGCUUUUACUCGACCCUUAUUACCGAACCAUCAGAGGAUUUGAGGUGAUUUUUAGCAAAACGGAAUAAGCGAGCUUGCUGAUGAGUACGAUCCUCUAUUAAAGAAAAUGAAUAAUACAACGAACCUGCCGUAAGCGACCACCCAAAAUUAGUGGUGCACGGCUAGGUUUACUGAGCACCCAGGCAAGUUGUUGUGGAAGAAUUAAAUAUAGAAGAGACCCUCAAAUUCUAAAGGAGGAAGAGGUGUUCUCAAUAGGGAGCUUAAACAACUACGAGGGCGACGGCAACGAGGACGGGAAAAAAGCGAUAGGUUUAGACAAGCAAAACAACAACUUUGCACGUGCAUCACGCUUUUUGUACAUUUCUUUGCCGUCGCUGUACGACUACAACGUGAAAGUGCCUAAUUUCACGUUUUGACGCUACAGUUGCACACGUUGUUUUGCACAAGUUUUAUCGAAAACGACAUUUCAAAGUUUUCCGCACGUUUUUGACCUAAGAAGUCAAUUUACAACUUUCUUCUUCUUUUCCUGAACUUUGAUACAGUCUUUUGCAAUUCAACUACCAAAAAAAAUUGCCAACAUUUGACGAAUUUAACGAGAUGUAAUAAGCGCGAUAAAGUUUGAGGCAGCGCGAAUUCACUUUUUAAGGGACGUUUUCGUAACCAUUGCCGUCGUUGUUCCUUAAAAUAUUAAGCGGUGCGCGCUCGUGAACCAGCGCCAUUUUGGCGGGAAACGUGGUAGCCGUUAUCACUCUACUACGGGUUUUAGUGACGGAAGCAAGUUAUCAGUUGCUUAUCAAAUAUUAGAAGUUUUGUCAUUUUGCGCUCCGGAUCGGGGGAGGUGGGGUGGGUGGUACUCCCUUAUAUAAGCUACAUGGGUAUGUGUCGCCCCAUCGGGUAGGGUUUUUGCGCCGUUUUUGGUCUGAAAACGGGUAUACACUUUGCCCAUUUUGGUCUGGAAUCGGGUAUGGUUUCGGGAGAACUACGGGAGUGUAUGAACGUAUUUAUCGUUUCAAUUCCAAAUGAGUAAGAAAGAAAGAGAAAUAUACGAAUUCGAAACGAAUUUGAGGAAUUAUUUUUGUUUGCGCCGUAAUCUAAGUAAUACUAACAUAAUUUCUGCCUAAAGGCCAGGUCUGAAAACGGGUAUGGAUUUUAGAGGUCUGGACUGAAAACGGGUCUGGAAAAUUACGUUUUUUGGUCUGAGAUAGGGUCAGGAUUUGGAGAACCGGGCAGCACACCCCCACCAAGAAUUCCCAGGGAUACCCCCCUGGGCUCGGGAGAGGGCUUAACCUCCUUCAAUUGAAGCUAAGGGUCUUCCGACAAAGAGAGAUGAUAUGUAGUACUGUCUACAUCUGGUCAAUACUAGGGAGCUUAGACAACGACAACGGCAGCGAAAAUGUUACGCAAACUGUGAAUUCGCCCUGUUUCAAACUUCAUCGCUCUUAUUCCAACUCUUUUUAAUUUGUGAAAUGUUGGCAAUUUGAAUUCUAAUGACUUUAUCCAAGUUCACAAAGAUAAAAAGAAAACUGUUCUCUUGUGUUCACGUCCUUUAAAGUUUUAAGCGGUUAUUUUUAUGUUUAUCUUAAUUUAACGGGCAUUUUGUUAUUUCCUAAUUUGGCUGAAUUUCGUGACACAGCUCCUUUAAAGGGUAAAAUUAGGAAGUUUCACGUAGCUUAAGCUCCCUACUGAAAAGUUUAAUACUCUGGCACUCACUAGUCACUCACAUUCACUGGUCGGAACGUUGCACAAAAAUUGUUAGAUCAAAUAGUACUUGCUAACUUUACCACUACAGCGCUCUGUUUUAGUUAUUUGAUAGUGGUUUUCAAAAUAUUUUCAACCAAAUAUAGAUUUUUUUUGCUCCUGUCAUAUCUGGUCUUGUGUUUUUAAGGAUCUCUCUUCUUUUGAAGGUGCUUAUCGAAAAAGAAUGGACAAGUUUUGGGCACAAAUUUCAGCAGGUAAAGAGAUGACUAACUAAGCCAGCUUUUGUUUGCGAAACCACGCCUAAUUUGGGCUUUCAGUAAACAUCAUCUGUCACAACGAAAUCCUCUUGCUAGAUACAGUAGAUUUAACAGUUUCAAAUCCAAAUCCAUUCUUGGAUUUCGUGUUUUUGUAGAAAAUCCAAAAUUCCCAUUCCCUGUCCACACCAACUGCCAUUUCAAAACGCAUGUGUUUUGGCCUUGGUUACACACUAUCGAUCAUGACAAUAACAAUAACUUUCGAAAACGCCCUCGACACGGGGAAACUUUGCAAAAAUAAUGUGGGUCUGUCGCUUUAGCGUGCUUAGGAAAGAACGCAAAUUAUACUGAAACGCUGUCGUCAUAGUCACUCGUGUAUGACGUGUUUGAGCAUUGGCAAGAGGCAAGAGUAUCGUGCACUCGUCCGGGAAUAGCUUGGGGACAGAAAUUUAUCACCAAAUAUUCGUGUUCAUCAACGGUCGCAACCAGUGCGAAGACUUCUGCCGGUAUGGAGGCGAAGCCAUGGAUUUUCAGUGACACAAAACGGAGAUUUUUGAUAACGCAUGAGUUUGGACAGGGCCUGAGCCGGGAGAAAUUAAAAUUUCUCAUUCUCAGGAUUUGGUUUUUUAAAUUUUAUUAACUAUGCCGUGUUUUUAUUCCUGUAGCGGUACGGUCAUGGAGACAAGAAUCACGCGGAUGAUCAGCGCUCGCCAGUGUUCCUGCAGUUUAUUGACUGUGUAUGGCAAGUCACCAGACAGGUAGGAUUCAUUACUGUUUCGUAGUUUCUUCUGUUUUGUGAGAAAAGCUUUUAUCAUCUUGUUUAUGUAUGCUAAUUUGGAGCCUAUGUGUUCAUUUUUCUUUCCUUUCAGUUUCCUUGUGCGUUUGAGUUCAAUGAGAAUUUCUUGAUAACCGUGCUUGAUCAUCUUACUAGGUAUGAUAAAAUAUGGAGUGUGAAAUAAUUCAAUAAAAGUAACGAAUAACGCUUUUAGUUGUGCAGUGUAUGGAGCUUGGCCUAUCGUAAGUAAAUAAAAACACCGUGCAGACAGAGGAAAAUAAACUUUUUGACUUUUGUGAACGGUCUCAUUGGUAAAAGGGGAUAGAUUUGUGGGUUCAGUUUUUACUUUAUUUCAUUUAUUUAUUUAUUAUUAUUAUCAUCAUCAUCAUCAUCAUUCUUGGUGUAAACCCUAAUCCACCCGUUUGAAAUUGUUCUAGUAUUGUAUUGUUUCUUUAAUUUUAUUAGGAGGGUAUUUCUACAUGCGUAUUUUGACUCAAAUCGCCUGUCUCUCAAAUAUUAGGGACCUUAAGAUCCGAGGACGGCGAUGGCACCGAAAGCUUUGCUUAAAAAGUGAAUUUGCGUUCUGUUGGUCUUCAUCGCGAUUAUUCUUGACCAAUUCAGUUAUGUUGUCAAUUGUAGGCGAACUUUCCUGGAGUUGAAUUCCUAAGGACCACGUCCAAGUUCAGAAUGAGAAAGAAGAUUUCGUGGUCGCUUGUUUACGCUCUCAACAAAACGUAAAAUUAGGAAUUUUCACCUCGUAGUCGUGCAGUCACGGGAAAAAAAGUGCGCUGUACGUGUUGUUUUGCUAACUAAACCUAUUGCUGUUUUGAUGUUCUCGUAGCCGUCGCCGUCGCCGUCUUCGUAUCCUAAGGUCCGCGGCCUGUUCGAAUUUGACCAACGCGUCAAAGUAGGCGGAUCGUUUUGUCACAGGAAACAGCGCACAUAAGGCUCCUUACUCCUUCCUUUGCAAGACUGGAUCUUUUCUGUCCUGAAGAUCGUUCGAGGAUAAUCUUUCUGCCUUGCAGUAAUGUGCAAAAUUAAACACCUGCGAUUGCAUAAUAUAUCCGCUUCCCUUCCGCUUUUGGACGUUUCUUGUGACUCAGGAGAUAAUGAUUUCCUUCAGUAUUUUAUAUUUCGUAAUCUUGAUCAACUUGUGUACUGCUUUGUUCUUUUUGUAGUUGCCUGUUCGGCACUUUUCUAUACAACUCUGAGGUCCAACGAGUUAAAGAGGUAAGUGUUUCGGUUGCAUAAACUAGUUAAGCAUGAUAGCGGGAAAAAAUAGUGCACCAAGAUAUUUUGUAUUAAUAGUCGCGGACGAUAACAUUCCCAUGAGCUCAAAGAUAUUUAGAUAGUCGUUCAAUGACCUCUGAAUUCUUUAUGAAAGCUACCCGUUAAUAAAGUAUGAGUGCCAACUCCGCGAGAUGCUGCCCCUUAAGGCUGUGUUCACACUACCGGAUAGCUUUUGCGCACGAAAACCACACCUGUAGGGCUUCUAGGGUUCCACGCACCCACAGGGUCCAGAGGAGAUGUGUUUGUCAUUAGAACAUCAAAACCCGUCGAAAACCUCUUGAAAAAUUGCGUUGUUUUGAUCGCGUUACAGUUUCGUUACACAUUCUAUAUACCGCAAACCAAGAGACUGAGGGCUCGCAAGAUCGGCUUACAUCGAGGCUAUCGCUUGCGGUUAUUGAUUUUCAAAAUGACGAACAUCAAAGUCGAUCUGGGUCAGAGAAGAAGCGAAGAAAUCGUUUACAGUAGAUUCAUAAAGAUCCCAUUGGGCUAAUUAAUCGUUUUAAGCGACAGGUAUAGAUAUUUUUCAAGGCGAGACUUUAACUAAGUCAUUUAUUUAUUCACACCAAAUUCCUCUGGACCCUGUGACGCACCUUGAAAGUCCCUGAAUUUUAAAAUAAAAAUUCAAGGCCUUGAAAGUCCUUAAAAAUUGCAGUCGGUACUGGAAAGUCCUUGAAUUUCGGUGCUAACUUUAUCCAACCCAGAUUCUCAAGUGCAUAAAGGGAGCAAACACAGAAAGACCUUCCGGAUAAAAUUGCUCAUGUUGUGAAAGAACCAAAAAAGACAGACUCAAGGCUCUCUUUUGCACUGAGGAAUCCGUGAAAAAUGGGAAAGGUGUCCUUGAAAGUCCUUGAAAAGUCCUUGAAUUUUUUAUUCCAAAAAAGGGUACGAACCCUCUGCUUCUGUCAACACCCAAGGAAGAUGAUUUCGGCGCGAUUUCUGCAACGGAGCAAAGCUGAACCGUGCCGCGCCGGGGUGGAGAAUCACAUAUCGGAUAGGUGUUCAUGCUAUACCGGACAACUUAUCCGGUGUAGAGUCAACAUACCCUUAAUUACGGUAAUUGCUUGCUAUCUGUUUAGUGGUUAACUAGGUGAUAUCAUGUAACUUUUUUAGUGACAUUUUUUUUCUUUUCUCUUCUUUGUAAAUUUUCAGGAUGUAAGAGUGAAGACUGUUUCUCUAUGGUCCUACAUCAACACUCGAGUAUGUUCCCUUCUUGAUGUUUGUUUUGGUUUUGGUUUUUAAUUACCUUGUUUGCAGUAAGACCAAUCUAUAAGGCUUUCAUAAUAGGAGCACUUCUUAAUCAGGUGCCGUAAAAUUGAAACAAACUUCACUUACUCUGGCCAAUCACAGCAGAGCAAAUAUUCCAGGCAACCAAUCAAAACGCGUCGCCAAUUUCAUGAAGCCGGCGCCGCCUAAGCGCGGGAAAGCAAGCAGGGAAGUCACUGUUGGUUUCAAAUACACUACUAAUAGAGGGGAGAAGUGUGACGUCACGUUACCAUGGUGGCACUAUUUCUGGAUGACAACAAAACCAACGACGACUGCGACGGCAAGGAGAACGGCAAAAAAAUAAUAUGUCUAUAUUAACAAACAACAACUUCGCACGUGCAUCACGCCAUUUUGUAUAUUUUCUUUUGCCGUCGUUGCAACACUACGACAUGAAACUUCCUAAUUUCACGAGCCCGCUUUAUGGAGUAGAUGAACACAACACAAAAAUUGUCGCUUUCUUUUUCUAAACUUAGAUGACAGAUACGGUCCCAAAGAAAAUUUCGCCAUGAUUUGCCAAACUAAAUGAAAUUGAACAAGAUCGGUGAAGUUUGAAAUAGUGCGAAUACACUUUUAAGAGGCUUUAUCGGUUUGCUGUCAUCCAAUAAUUUUGCUACCAUGGCAACGUGACGUAACGACUUCCCCUCUCCAUUGGUUGAGGAAAUGGCGCGGUUUUUUUAUAAAAACAUAAAUCCAGUUACAAGCGGAUUCAGUGCAUAGCCAAAUCAAGUGCUUACUUAGUUCCUACACAACGGUUACAAAAAGAAAACGCUCUCCCUGCCUCCGACUGUCCCAAGGUAAAUCUCAUUGCCACCGUUCUUAGAUCUUCUCUAGGGCCUUAAGUCGCCGUAACUAGCCGCCGUAAAUAUGUCAUCCUAUUUUCGUAAGUAGUAUGUAAUUAAGUUGUAUUAUUCUUCUUUUUUCCUGUAUCCUAGUUUAUACAGUAAGUUUAUUUUGUAAAAUCGCGUCAUCUUUUCCCUAAUGUUAUGUCUACUUAAACUGAUCUUGGGGGAGCCUGGACCUUGCAUAAGUCCCAGCCUUCCAGUUCAGGCUUCCCAAUCAACGCAACAAUGGAUUUGUUUUGUCGUGUUCUGUGAUUUGUUUUUGUUAUUUUCAUUGAAUAAAUUGAAUUAUCUUUUUCACCGGUGUAUAAUUUUUCAUUGAAUUUUUGCAGACGAUGGAGUUCAGUAACCCUCUCUACGCUCCACACCUUCACCAACAUGUACGUAUCCUGAUUUGGCUGACGUUUACUUUUUCAACCUGCAAAGGUUUUCUGUCAAAACCGGAAAGAUUAUGGCUUUCCUGGGUGAACCAGAAGUCAUUUGUCGAUGAACUUUGUUUGUUUUUGAGGGCCCGUUUUUUGUCUUUCAGUUUCAGUUUAUUUAUUUGCCAGAAAAAAAUAUAUAUGGACAUUCAAUAUACCACAAAAAGGAUAGUUAAAGAUUAAAGAGAUUUAGAAGUGUUUUUCUGGCGAGGAAACUCAAAUUGAAACCUUGGGACAUAUUAGAUGAGCUCCCCCCCCCAACCUAAGACUAUAAAUAUAAUAAAUAAAUAGGCGACGAAAUAAUACUGAAAUAUAAUUAGGAUAAAAUGCAAGCAAAACAAAACAUACAAAAGGGACAGAAAAAAAAAGCAAGAAACAAAUAUUAUUUGCAACUGGUGAAUCGCUAGCCUCUCACGCGGGCGUUUUUAGGGGAGCUCGUGCUCCCCUAAAACUGCCUGCGUGGGAGGUUAGUGAAUCAGCUAAGGAGAAAUGUUUUCAAAGGGAUGGUAGAAGGAUUUUGUACAUUGUUAUUUAGUGAAUUGAAAAGUUUAGGACCCUGAAAUCUUAUACCAAUCUUAUAUCAGUAAUAUUCUCUCUAGACUCGUAGCCCUUUGCUGUUUAUUUGUUUUUAGAUUGUGAAAACAUUGGAAACAAGACUAUUGAGUGCGCGAUGUGACACGAGGGCGAAGUUAAAAAAGCCAUUUUCCGUUUCAGAAUGUCUUGAUUCCUUUGUAUAUAAAACCAGCGUCAGGAAUUUAAAAUGGAUAUCCAAAAGAUUCCAGAAAUCUCAGUGCCAAGAACUGGUGUUCAGUCUGACGAGCGAAACGUUUUGCAGGGGCGGAUAUUUUUUCCCCUUGCCCCAUCCUAUAAUACACCUCUCCUCACCCAGUCUAUUCUCGUAUCCAGUCCUCUGAACGAUAGGGCGCUUAAGCAACGACGACGGCGACGGCAAGGAGAACGGCAAAAAAGCAAGAGGUUUGGAUUGGCAAAACAACAACUUUGCACGUGCAUCACGCUUUUUUGUACAUUUCUUUGCCGUCGCUGCACGACUACAACGUGAAAGUGCCUAAUUUCACGUUUUGUCGAGGACGUGAACAAACGGCAACGACUUUCUUUUUUUUUUCUGAACUUCGAUACACUCUUUUAGAAUUCAACUCCAGAAAAUUUGCCGAUAUUUGAUAAACUGAACGAGUUGGAAUAAGCGCGAUAAAUUUUGAAGUAGUGCGAAUUCACUUUUUGAGUGACGUUUUCGUAACCGUCGCUGUCGUUGUUGCUUAAGGUCAAUUUCAUCGUGGAUGGAUCCGUGACUGUUGUUUUCAGCUGUAAUACACAAUACGUCCGCCAAACAUUAGGUCCAUUGUUUACAAUGGCCUCAUACCAAGAUCCCAAAAGAACCUUCAGUUUGCCCGAGAAGCUAAUUUACCUUGAGAGAAUGUGUUCACAAUCUUUUGUAAGGCAUGAAAAUAGUUCCUUCAAAACUAUUUGGAACGUCAUAGCCCGAUAGACGUUCGUUUUGGCUGAACGGGACAAGGAGAUAUUUUCAAUAGGGGAGCUAAGAAAGUACGAAAUAGGAUGAAAAAGGUCUGAACGGUAAGGCACUUGUUUGAGCUGAGAAAAUUAUGAUUAAUAGUUUUAAAGAGAGAAAGAAUGCUUCAUCGACGUUGUAAACUUUCAUCUGUUUUUGUUGUCACCAGGUGUUAUUUCCAGUAGCAAGUAUGAGAAGACUUGAUCUGUGGACUCGUUAUUAUAUUCGCUGGAAUCCUACAAUGCAACCUCAGGUAUGUGAUACCUCUGCCUGUAGUGCAUGCAUGUGAAUCUGUUGAGAAGUUCGAUCUUGAAAGCAGUUGUUGGUUUUUGUUUGGUUUUGCAGGAAUCAGAGGAACAGAGAAGUCGAGAAUUGCACUUUCUUUGCGAACAGGUACCCAAAGAAUGCCCCAGUACUGGAAGAAAUUUCAUGCCUUUUUCUGCAAUUGGCAAAUGUAUAUUUCGUCGGCUCUUUUCAUCAACAGUUUAGACAUUUUUUUCUUUUUUUGUAAUAAUUAUAAAUAGAGUGCAGUCUCUGAGAAAACAUACUUUCAUUUCCUUCUAAUCGUUGUUUUUGCAAAUGAGUCCUUUCACAGCUGAAGAUCACCUUUUUACAGUGAGACAGAAGGGGGUGGGGGGUGGUUACCAUUCAAUAAGGUAUGGAUUUUCUGUAGCCGUGAAAACCAUUUCCAUCCCCGUCCACGUUGUCUUUGUUUCAAGCUUAACUCCUCUUCACAAAUUGGUUACUUUUCAGCUGCGUCAAAAGUGCGAAGAACUGGAACGAGAGAUCCUGGCUCGUUCAUCAGUGGAAGUGCCCACCACACCAGAUUCCAUGUCCGUGAAAAGCAACCAAUCACAACAGUGGGCUCAGUCUUCGGCCGUGUGAAUACUACAUGACAUGAUCAAAGAGACUAUAUACGACUCUCUGUGGACUCCACCGCGGCCUAGCAUGUUUGAAUGUGGUUUAGUUUAGCCACGUUUUAAUCCUCUAUAUGGAACAUUUUUAACAAAAACUUUUAUUCGACAUGCCUGCUUCAUGUCCAAAAAUACUCGGAAAAAUAUAAAGAAUUCUUUCUGAGUAAGAAAUUAUUUUGAAGAUAGUAUGGAAACAUGGACUUCAGACUGAUCAGUCAAUGUUAUGUUGAAAACCUUCGUUUAUGUAAACUAGCUUUCAUUUGUUCAGAUAUUAUUGAACUUUGUUAUAGAUAAAUGGGUAGAAAGAAUGCUAAUUAGGAGACAGAAGGCGUCCAUCAUAUAAUGUCAUUUUACAUUCAUUUGGUCAGGAAAUCUUGCUUUAACAGAUAUAUAGAUUACAAAUUUUGACCUUGAACUGCUUCUACGAUGUAUAAUUAUAUGAUUCUGUAUUUGUGCAAAAGUAAUUAAAUAAAGUUGCUUUCUUUGAAGAUUUCUCUCAAAUAUCAGACUAAGCUACACUUUCUCAGUCUACUUAAGCUAAAAAAGUGAAUAAAUCAG
This is a messenger RNA of Porites lobata, 25956 nucleotides long. NCBI's taxonomy places the organism in Eukaryota, Metazoa, Cnidaria, Anthozoa, Scleractinia, Poritidae. The record is from the annotation of a GenBank genome assembly.